Apaloderma vittatum (bar-tailed trogon) is the source of this 1583-nucleotide messenger RNA. RefSeq names its product dipeptidyl-peptidase 7 (gene DPP7). NCBI's taxonomy places the organism in Eukaryota, Metazoa, Chordata, Aves, Trogoniformes, Trogonidae. Gene Ontology annotation, molecular function: dipeptidyl-peptidase activity; serine-type exopeptidase activity. Gene Ontology annotation, cellular component: vesicle. The record is from RefSeq and is a predicted model, not a curated record. Gene Ontology annotation, biological process: proteolysis.
CAAAGUUCUGGAAGAAAGGAUUUGGACCCAUCUUUUUCUAUACCGGCAAUGAAGGUGACAUCUGGACUUUUGCUCAGAACUCUGACUUCAUAUUUGAAUUAGCAGAGGAACAGCAAGCACUUGUGAUUUUUGCUGAGCAUAGGUACUACGGCAAGUCUCUUCCAUUUGGACUGGAGUCAAGGCAGCCUAAGCAGACGGGUCUGCUCACCGUGGAACAAGCCCUUGCUGACUAUGCGGUGCUGAUAGCUGAGCUUAAGCAGCAGUUGGGCGCCGCAGACUGCCCUGUCAUUGCUUUUGGAGGCAGCUAUGGAGGAAUGCUGAGCGCUUACAUGAGGAUGAAAUACCCCAACCUUGUGGCUGGGGGGGUUUUAGCUGCCAGUGCUCCUCUGCUCUCUGUGGCUGGCCUUGGAGACCCCACGCAGUUCUUCAGAGAUGUCACAGCAGAUUUUCAGAAGGCCAGCCCAGGGUGCGUCACAGCUGUCCGCAAAGCCUUCCAGCAGAUUAAGGAUUUGUGCCUUAGUGGAGCCUACGAUGAAAUCAGCAGCAAAAUGGCCACCUGCAACAAGAUCUCUAACAAGGAGGAUGUUUACCAGCUUUUUGGCUUUGCUCGAAAUGCCUUCACCAUGAUGGCCAUGAUGGACUACCCUUACAAAACCGACUUCAUGGGUCACCUCCCUGCCAAUCCAGUGAAGGUUGGCUGUGAACAAAUCCUUGCGCACACAGACCCCGUCCAAGGCCUGGCUGCUCUCGUUGCAAUCGGCAUGGGCAAGGGGGCUGUGAACUCCCACUUGUUGUCGGCGGGCUGGUACAGCUCCACGGUGCGGCUGAGGGUCCCCAGCAGCGUCCCACCGCCCACGGCGAAGAUGCAGUCGGACAGCACAUCCGCGUGGAAGCGCGUCCGCCUCUCCAGCAUGCUGGCCACCUGGAGCCAGGAGCUGUCGCGGGGAUCGAAUCGGAAAACCUGGGAUCAGAGCGGAUGGGGGGUGGUUAGCGGAAGCCGCGUGCGGUCGUGCUGCAGCCAGCUCACGGCAGCUCUGAACAGCUCCAGCUCGCUGCAUCCCUCGGCGUCGUGUCACGUCGCACAGCGUGCUCUGCGAGCGAAGGCUGCUGAGCCCUUCCAGGAGUCUCGCCAGGCCUGGGACUACCAGGUUUGCACCGAGAUCAACUUAACUUUCAACAGCAACAACGUGACCGACAUGUUCCCCGAGAUGCCCUUCACGGAGGCCAUGCGGGAGCGGUACUGUUGGAGCAAGUGGCACGUGCGGCCGCGCGCACAGUGGCUGCGCACAAACUUUUUGGGAGGAGACCUGAGAAGUGCAAGCAACAUCAUCUUUUCAAAUGGAGACUUGGACCCGUGGGCUGGAGGUGGGAUCAACAGCAGCCUCAGUCCUUCACUAAUUGCCCUGACUAUUCAAGGAGGCGCCCAUCACCUUGAUCUCCGGGGAAGCAAUCCAGCUGACCCCCCGUCCGUCACGGCAAUGCGCAAGCUCGAAGCGAGCAUCAUCGACGAGUGGGUGAAAUCUGUGAGGGGGGAAAGAGCGCGGGAGCAGCGCCCGGGAGGCCCAGUGGGCCGAUGGCUGUGA